Molecule: messenger RNA, 664 nt
Organism: Suillus subaureus
Lineage: Eukaryota; Fungi; Basidiomycota; Agaricomycetes; Boletales; Suillaceae
Exons: 5
Coding region: 109-507 (132 amino acids)
Source: RefSeq, a predicted model, not a curated record
GCAGUCCACCCGAGUCUACGACACCACGGGUAGAACGACCAAACAACAUUCUCGACUUGUAUAUCAUACUCAACUGCUCCUCAUCACCAUCAUCGAUGUCCCCCUCUGAUGCCCUUCAUGAUGGGCAUUGGUCAGCUACUUACACCCCUCGAUGAGUAUGAUCUCACUUUCCCUGACCUCAUGGCCUUCAUUCAGCUUGCAUGCAUGUGCAUGACUGACAUCCAACAUCCACCCAUCCACCCUCCAGAAGUUGUUACCCACCUGACUAUCCUUGCAUGCUGGGUAGCAUUCCAUCAGGUUAUCUGGACUCACAGUGCAGUACUCCCAACUGACCAGGAGAUUGAAGUAUUUAACUAUCAUGGACUUGUGCGCGGUAUUGGAUAUCAUGACUUGUAUCCACCGACACAUGUAUGCCAGUGUCCCAAAUGUGUGAACUACUGUGAUGGUGAUGAAGUAGCCACUCUCAUGGAUGUCAAUACAUUUUAUGCUAGCCUCUUUAUGCUAUGAGAUGGUUCUCUUCCAGUCCAUUUGGUAUCAACAUAUUGUCAAUAUAUUACCCCAACUAUUGGACUAACAACACCGACUUGACACAGCAUUUACUAUGCUGGUGUUCCCAGCGUCAUUCAUGCUGCGAGGCAUUUCUAUAUUGAAGCUGUGCUGUUGG